Haliotis rufescens (red abalone) is the source of this 2005-nucleotide messenger RNA. RefSeq names its product putative aminopeptidase W07G4.4. The transcript is spliced from 17 exons. Gene Ontology annotation, biological process: proteolysis. The coding region runs from base 145 to 1689 and encodes 514 amino acids. NCBI's taxonomy places the organism in Eukaryota, Metazoa, Mollusca, Gastropoda, Lepetellida, Haliotidae. Gene Ontology annotation, molecular function: manganese ion binding; metalloaminopeptidase activity. The record is from RefSeq and is a predicted model, not a curated record. Gene Ontology annotation, cellular component: cytoplasm.
CAAUAACGAGUGUGUUUUCUCUGCCGGUAAGCCAUAUUGUUUGCUGUCGUCAUUUGAACAACACGGAUAAGGAUUCAUCAUUUCCAGGAAUUAAACAAGAAGAGAAAACUUCCAAUACCGGGAACCCCCGCUAAAGAAACUAGCAUGGAGGCUGUCGGCGUUGUCGCUUGUUCCAGUCUCAGUGACACCUCAUAUGAUUGCGUCGUGGUUGUCACAGACGAUGUUGACAAACUAACCGGUGUUCUUCAAGAGCUGCAGGCGCCUAUACGCGAGUACGCAGAGCUCGACAAGAACUACGACGAUGUGGACGCGGUGCAUCUGAUCAAAACUGACCGAGUUCCGUCAAGGCGACUCAUUUUCGCGCCGACUGGGCCCGUCACGCGGGACUAUGAUGACGUCAGACGCUACGGGGAGGCGGCCACUAAAGGCAUAAAAAGAUGUCUCAAGAGUGGAUGUAAGCGCCCCCUACUGGUAUGCACUGGAAACGGGAAAUUCCCAAACGCAUGCGCUGUAGCCGCUCUUGGGGCUCUCCAUGCUCUUUACGUGCCCAUUGAGGUGUGCGAGGGUCUCCCAGACAAGAAGCAGAAGGCCGAGGUGCUGGGGCUCUUCUGUGCUGAUGGACAAGGGGAGGCAACUGCUGCCACCGUUGAAGCCGUUGAGAGGGGAAGAAUUGUAACCCGUGACAUAGGUGGUUCUGACCCUGAGCGGAUGGCGGCACCUCGAGUUGAGGAGUAUGUGCGGAGAAGCCUGGAAGGGACUUGUAUUAAGGUGGAAGUAGUGUCCGACCGGGCUGUUCUGGAGAGAGACUACCCAUGUGUGGCCGCAGUGGACCGGGCCGCUAGCGUUGUCCCCCGCCACCAAGCCCGACUCAUCUUCCUGGAGUACAAGGGGGAGGGCGCCAUCAAGAAAAACAUCUUCCUGAUCGGGAAGGGCAUCACCUACGACACCGGCGGCGCUGACAUCAAGGCCGGGGGCAACAUGGCCGGUAUGCACAGGGACAAGUGUGGGGCGGCGGCGGUCGCGGGAUUCUUCAAGAUUCUGUCGAUCCUGAAACCCCCCGGCAUCAGAGUGAGGGGGGUGAUGGGCAUGGUCAGGAACAGCGUCGGUGCAGAGGCCUACGUGGCUGAUGAGAUCGUGACCUCACGCGCCGGGGUGAGAGUGAGGGUUGGGAACACAGACGCUGAGGGGAGGAUGGUCAUGACAGACCUCCUCUGCAAGUUCAAAGAAGAGGCAAGCGAGCCAGGCGUUGUCGACCCCCACAUCUUCACCAUCGCUACCCUCACGGGUCACGCCAAGAGGACCUGCGGAGACGCCUACUCCAUUAUCAUGGACAACGGGCCGGCGGGAGAGGUGGACUCGGCCCAUGCCAUACAGAAGUCUGGAGACAGGUUCGGGGAUCCACUUGAGGUGUCGACCAUCAGGAGAGAGGACUAUACCAUCCACAAGGGGAAGUCCGAAUACGAAGACACCUUGCAAUGCCAGAUUGGUGUGGGUGCCCCACAAGUCGGCAGAGGUCACCAGUCUCCCGCGGCCUACAUGAUGAUGGCGUCGGGCCUUGACAAGCAUGGCAAAGAUUCUGCCACCCCCUUGAGAUACUCCCACAUCGAUAUCGCGGGGUCAUGCGGGCCAUACCCGGGGGUCCCCACGGCGGCCCCUGUGGUGGCACUGGCAGCUCAGUUCGUCCUGUAGAGUACCCGGGUCAGGAUGGUUAAAGCUGACCUGUGUAUGGUCGUGAAGACGUUACGCGUGUCCUGACAUAUAUCAGGCAGUGUGCAGAAGAGUAGUACUCAGAACAAAUUUUAAGCUCAAAUAAUAUAUCGCUUUAAUAAUGUAGUUCAGUGAUGUCGUAGUGAUAAAUAUUAUUGAUUUUCAAUGCACUGUUUAUUAGUUGAACUGUAACAGUAAAUCUGAGAACCCUUCUGAAACGGUCUCGGAGUAAAUAGUUGCCACGUAUAAAUGCAAGAUUGAUGGUGCGGUGUUAAACAAUAUAGCAGAUUUUUUUUAG